This is a messenger RNA of Ostertagia ostertagi, 570 nucleotides long. NCBI's taxonomy places the organism in Eukaryota, Metazoa, Nematoda, Chromadorea, Rhabditida, Trichostrongylidae. The record is from the annotation of a GenBank genome assembly.
AUGGAUGCAGCUCUCAGAUACUUGAAUCACUCUCUUCUUCAUAGUGAUGAAAUCAGUCUGAAUGAUAUACUAGAGAUGCACAGAAGAGUUCUUGGAAAUGCUAAUCCAAUCGACGCUGGACGAAUCCGAACUACACAGGUGUUUGUUGGAAGAUUCACGCCUGUAGCUCCCGAGUAUGUGAAGGACCAAUUGGAUGAGCUCGUCGAUUGGUUGAGGGAUCCUGGUACACUGGAAAUGAGUCCUAUCGAGAGAGCUGCUAUUGCUCACUACAAACUUGUUGUUGUGCAUCCAUUCAUUGACGGCAAUGGGAGAACGGCUCGACUCCUCCUGAAUCUGAUUCUAAUGAGAGCGGGCUUCCCACCUGUAAUUCUGCCAGUCGAAUCACGGGCCGAAUACUACGCAACUUUACACACGGCGAACCUCGGCGACUUACGUCCAUUUGUGCGAUAUGUCGCGAGGCAUACGGAGAACACCCUAAAGUUCUACAUUAGUUCGGCCGAGUCUUGCGUCCCAGCGGAUUGUCCAGAGCACGAGCUUCAAGGAGAAGAAAGUGAACGAAUACAGUCUUGA